Stylonychia lemnae is the source of this 1506-nucleotide messenger RNA. The record is from the annotation of a GenBank genome assembly. NCBI's taxonomy places the organism in Eukaryota, Ciliophora, Spirotrichea, Sporadotrichida, Oxytrichidae.
AUGGACGAUUAAAAAACAAUUAGAAAAUCUCUGAAAGAGCCACUAUUGGGAGAAAACAAUGAUUAGGAGAGAAACUAACAAACAUCGAUUAAUCCAGAUACCAAAGCAACUGCUUAAACUCAAAAGUUGGAUUAGGAUUUAACAAUGACAAGUGCAAUGAAGAAAAUAUUUAGUUUAGCCAUUUAUCCAAUCAUAGGUAUGGUCUUCCAUCCUGCCUAUCACAUUUGCAAUUCAAUUAUCCUUGGGCAUGAUGAGGAUCCUAGACUACUUGCUUCGCUCGGACUAGGUGGUCUCACUAUUAGCAUCUUCCUGCUAUCAGUUGGCAUAUCUUUCUGUGGAUCUCUAGAUACAUUAAUAUCUCAGGCCUUUGGCUAAAAGGACUUUAGAUUAUGUGGAAUCUAUUUGAACAGAUAGCUUUACUUAACAACGCUAGUUUAUAUUCCCUUGGCAAUUCCACUAUGGUUCUGUGAAUAUGGAUUCCUUUACUUUGGUCAAGAUCCAUUCAUUUCAUCAUAGGCUGCUAUUUAUGUGAGAGUAUGUAUACCUGGAAUAUUAUUUUUCACAUAUGGAAGUUGUCUUGGUAGAUUCUGCUCUGGACACAGAGAGACUAGAUUUGGAAUGGUCUCAAAUAUCUUUUCAUCAAUCAUUCAUUUCUUCUUAGCUUACCUGCUAGCAAUAACCCUCGAUCUUGGCAUGUUUGGCAUUGCUAUUGCUAGUUGCAUUCAUUUCUUCUUAAGAUUCUUAGUUUAUGUAGUACUUAUUGCUAAAAGUGAAAGAUUAAGAGCAAGUUUAGUUUCAAUUUGGGAUCCCAAUUGCAAAAACGAUCUUUGGCCUUAAUUUGUAUUGAGUUUACAAUGUGCCUCUCUGGGAAUAUGGUCUUGGUGGGCCUUCGAUAUUUUCACUUUGAUUGCGAGUUAUAUGUCAGUAGAUGAUCUAGCUGCUUAAACUGUGCUAAGAAAUAUCGGGCUACUUACUUAUAUGAUCCCAGUUGGACUAUCAAUCUCAUCAGUUAUAUUAGUUGGAAAUAUGAUUGGUGCUAAUAACCCUAAUGGAGCUAAAUUAUACGCAAAAAUGUGCACUCUGUCAGCUUUCAUUUGGGCAUUAGCAAGUGUUGCAUUUAUAAAUCUUCUCUAAGGCUAAGUUAUUGGUAUAUUCAGUAGUUCAGUAUCAGUUAAUGAGCUUAUUCUUAGAGCAUUUAAUAUCAUUUCUAUUUUUGUGUUCUUUGAUUGUGUUUAAGGAGUCGGUUAAGGUGUUAUUAGAGGACUUGGAAAAUAAGGAGAAGCAUCCUAUGUCACUAUUUUUGGGUAUUGGGUACUUGGUAUCCCCAUAUCCAUUGAUGCUGUGUUCUAUCACUCUGGUGGUAUUGUUGGACUUUGGAUAGGUCCAUCAGUGGCUAUCAUAUUCAACUUCAUUUUCUACUAUGUCCUAAUUCUAAGAACUGAUUGGCAAAAAGUAUGUGAUGAGGUAUAGGAAAGAAGAGCCAGAGAUAACAAGAAGUUGUAAUGA